CACGUGCGCACGCUCCAUUCAUGAACUCCAUAACCUGUAUGAUUUUGUUUUGACAGUCUCAACGAAAAUGACCGCGUCAUGAGCGAGCUCGUAUGCUCGUGAUCGAAUUACGAGUGAGAUUUCUCAUCUGAGAGGCAUGUGACACACAGUAAAGGUAAUAUUUGUCGCGUAUCGUAAUAUAGCCCGUGACGAGAAUGUCCGCGAUUAUAGACGAUAAGGUUGUCGCGGGCGCGAAGAGCUCGAAUACCAUCAAAGAAGAUCCGAUCGUAGCAUUAAUGGAAAGAGUGAAAGCCUUGUAUCUCUUCCGAGACCGUUAUUUUGAGACGCAUUCUAUUGACGAAGCGAUUAAGAAGAAUACUGACGUAGAAAAGGAGAUGAAAGACACAUUGAGCAAGUUCGACGAGUGUAAGGGAUACGAAAUCGAUGGCUCGCGUGCAAAGUAUUAUUAUUUAAAGGGAAAGGCUCUGAACGUGGUGGACCGUUUCAUUCCACAGGCGGAAGAACUUCUGAGCAAAGCGGUGAAAUUGGAACCAAAAUUAAUCGAGGCUUGGAAUGAACUGGGAGAGUGCUAUUGGAAAAAUGACGACGUAAAACAAGCAAAAAAUUGUUUUGUUGGCGCUCUGCAACAUGAUAGGAAUAAAGUAUCUUUGCGAAAUCUUUCGAUGGUACUCAGACAAGAACAAACAGCAUCUGUUGAAGAACGAAUAAAGAAUAUUAAGCAAGGAGUGGAAUAUGCUAAGGAGGCUGUCAGCCUUGACACGAGUGACGGGAUCUCCUGGGCUAUAUUAGGGAACGCUUAUCUGUCCUUCUUCUUCACAGUGGCACAAAGUCCCAGUACAUUACGAUCAUGCAUGUCAGCAUAUACCCAAGCGGAAAAAGAUAUCAUCGCAAGAAGUAAUCCAGAUUUGUUUUAUAACAAAGCAAUAGCUCUGAAAUAUCAAGAAGAAUAUAACUUAGCGUUACAAUCGUUCGAAAAUGCAAUGGCGCUCGAUCCGCUGUGGGAAACACCGCGUAAUAAACGCGACGAAUUACUACAAUAUCUUAAAGAUAUACAAAACUCAAUUAAUAAUAACGGAUACGUAAAACCGAAACGAUUAUAUCAAAUGAUACGGGCAUUGGAUAUUAAACACUUAGGACCAUAUAAGGGUGGAUCAUACACAUACGGUGGAAAGUCUGUAAAAUUAGAUUUAAUUCCUUUACGGGAAUUAACUCUUGGAUUGAACACAGAAAAAGUUGUUUUUGGAAAAGUAGUUUGUUGGAUUCAAGAUUCUGAUUGCGUCCCAUUUGCUUUUUGUCUUGUGGACGAACAGAAGACGUGUAUUGUUGUUACUGUAUAUAAUUUAGCUAAAGGCCGAGGCGUCACGGUCGGAGAUUCUGUUGGUAUACCAGAACCUUUCGUUACACAUCAGAAAUUUUCCUAUAUGAAUAAUGAUUUUGAUUACAAAUCUAUUCGCGUUGAAACCCCAAUUGUACUUGUAGUUAAUGGAAGAAAGUUAGGCCGAGAACAACAAGCCGGUGCAAAUUUACAUACUUUUAAAAAGACAGAUUAGAUCUGAUAAGCAAUACGUACGUUGAGCGAAUAUCAGAUCACGUCCACAGUUAGUCUCAGAUAUGAAUAAUUUUCUUACCGUUAUUUUUUAUUAACAAUAUAUAUUAUUUUAAUACGAAACUCAUCAGUAUUUCAGAUUUUGUGCGAUAAUACACGAAUUUAAAAUGAACGAAUGUUUCAAAACGUUAUGUGCCAAUAUAUAUUGGCAGUAAUAAAAAAGAAUAAGCAAAAUUAUAUAUUAUGUUGUAUCAAUUUUGUAUUUUAUAAUAAUAUAUAAGAAAAUAUUCAUGUAUACAUCUAAGCUGCUUCUGAAGAAAAAAAUGAUAUAUAUUUUUCAUUAUAAUGAUAAUUAUUAGACAUAGGCACAAUGUGCAAAAGCAGUAAUUAACAUAUCUGUCAAUUUACAAUCAUAAAUCAUAGAGCCAUAAGACUUUGCUUGUAUCUUUUAUUUAAAUUUAUGACUGAAGCAGACAUAUACUAUUUUUUAUCUUUAUAUUAUAAAUAUAUUUUAAUUCUUUAUUAUCGUUUAUUAUUAAAUACAUUUUAGAAUACUCUUGUUGAUCUUUACAAGUUCCAUGGGCUCUUAUUGAUUUAUCAUGAGAAUAUCUAAUCUGUUAUAUAAUGAUCCUUGAUUGAAUCCUUUUACCUAAAUUAACUAAAGUAUAUAUUUGCAAAGGCUAAAAUAUAUAUCUUCAGCGGCAAAAACCGGCCGGACCUCGCGAGUUACAGAAAAUUUGAUAUAUUUAUCAAAUGAUUGUCAUAGUAUCUUUUAUUAUAUCACUGAUAUUAUAUUGUUUGUUCCAAGUACCUGUAAAUCAAAAUAUUAAAACAGGGCAAAGAUUGGCAAAAAUACGUAUAUCAUGAUCAUUUUGAAAGCAGGAAGGAAAA
This is a messenger RNA of Monomorium pharaonis (pharaoh ant), 2437 nucleotides long. RefSeq names its product tetratricopeptide repeat protein 5. Bases 195 to 1550 code for a protein of 451 amino acids. The record is from RefSeq and is a predicted model, not a curated record. Gene Ontology annotation, biological process: cell division. The transcript is spliced from 8 exons. Gene Ontology annotation, molecular function: protein binding. NCBI's taxonomy places the organism in Eukaryota, Metazoa, Arthropoda, Insecta, Hymenoptera, Formicidae.